Molecule: messenger RNA, 570 nt
Organism: Prunus avium (sweet cherry)
Lineage: Eukaryota; Viridiplantae; Streptophyta; Magnoliopsida; Rosales; Rosaceae
Source: RefSeq, a predicted model, not a curated record
AGCAAACCCCUCCGAAUACGCAGUCACAAGAUUCACAACCCUCACUCUGUACUCUCUCUGUUUCUCAUCCAAAGGGUUAGGGUUUAUCUUCUCCUCUCUCUCUCUCCAAUGGAUCCAUCUAAGAAGCGAAAGCUAGACGAGAACGGCGUCGUUCUGGACACCGACCCCUCCUCCAUCCCCAAACUCUCCCCCGAAGACGCUCGCAAGCUCAUUGAGCGAUUCAACCCCGAUCAACUCAUCGACAUUCUCCAAGACGCCGUCACCCGCCACGUGGACGUCCUUGACGCCGUCCGAUCGAUCGCCGAUCUCGAUGCCUCUCAGCGCAAGCUCUUCAUCCGAGGCCUCGGCUGGGACACCACCACCGAGGGCCUCCGCGCUCUGUUCUCCGCCUACGGCGAGCUCGAGGAGGCCAUCGUCAUCCUUGAUAAGGUCACCGGAAAAUCCAGGGGCUACGGCUUCGUCACAUUCAGACACGUCGACGGCGCUCUCUUAGCCCUAAAAGAGCCGAGCAAGAAGAUCGACGGUCGCAUGACCGUGACUCAGCUCGCGGCCGCAGGUGGGUUGUAUUAA